CAGGCUGACUGAGCAUGGGGGAGCAGCUGCCGCCGCUGCUCUCCGGCUGCCCUUGCACCGCGCCCGCCGGCCGCUUCGCCCCGGGGCUCUGCCCUUUCUCAGCCUGAAGGGCGCCCGCACCUUGUGGACCCGGGCGGGGAGGGGGCUCUGAAGCAGUCGGGCUCCGCUGCGUGCAUCUUGCGGCGGCGGCAGCGGCUCCUGCGGCCGGUGCUUCUCCUGCUCCCCCCACCCUCGCUUUGCAGCUCAGCCCGGCCCCGGGGAGCAGAGCCUGAUCUCUGCCAACCUGCCGCUGCGGGCGGGUCGCAGCCCUGCUGCUGGGCUCCAACUUUUAUUCCUUGUUCGGGGGGGAAGGGGCGCCUCCUGCCCAGCCACCCACACCCCGUGCUUUGCCGCUGCCGCCGUGUUUUGCAUGGAUGCACCAUGGCCACGCUGGUUUGCAGGGUGCAGUUCUUAGAUGACACCGACCCCUUCAAUAGCACCAACUUCCCCGAGCCCACCCGGCCCCCUCUCUACACCUUCAGGGAGGACAUCGCGCUCGUCACCCAGCUGGCCGGGGUGCACCGCCUGCUCAGAGCCCCGCAUAAGCUUGAUGACUGUACACUGCAACUGUCCCAUAAUGGUACCUAUCUGGAUUUAGAAUCCACCUUAGUGGAGCAAAGGGAUGAAUUGGAAGGUUUCCAGGAAGAUGCUGGGAGGGGCAAGAAGCACAGUAUAAUUCUGAGGACACAGCUCUCAGUGAGAGUCCACGUCUGCAUUGAAAAACUCUACAACUCCAGUGGACGGGAGCUGAGACGGGCCCUUUUCUCUUUGAAACAAAUAUUUCAGGAUGACAAGGAUUUGGUUCAUGAGUUUGUUGUGGCUGAAGGCCUGACUUGCUUGAUAAAAGUGGGAGCUGAGGCAGACCAGAACUAUCAGAACUACAUCUUAAGAGCUUUGGGCCAGAUUAUGCUGUAUGUAGAUGGGAUGAAUGGAGUAAUAAAUCAUAAUGAAACCAUCCAAUGGCUGUACACUCUCAUUGGGUCAAAGUUCCGUCUGGUGGUAAAGACAGCACUGAAACUGCAGCUGGUGUUUGUGGAGUAUACGGAAUCCAAUGCACCACUUUUAAUCCAGGCAGUAUCCACAGUAGAUGAGAAGAGAGGAGCCAAGCCAUGGUCCAACAUUAUGGAGAUCCUGGAGGAAAAGGACGGGGUUGACACUGAACUGCUGGUUUAUGCAAUGACCUUAGUUAACAAGACGCUGUCGGGGUUGCCAGAUCAGGACUCUUUCUAUGACGUGGUGGACUGUCUGGAAGAGCUAGGCAUCGAAGCUAUUUCACAGAGACACUUGAACAAGAAAGGAACAGACUUGGACUUAGUUGAGCAAUUUAACAUUUAUGAGAUGACACUGAGACAUGAGGAUGGAGACGAGACUGCUGAUCCCCCACCCAAUGGGCGCAAAGACAGAAGAAGGGCCAGUCUUGGCUCCAGUGAACGAAGGGGAUUAGAGCGCAGGAGAAGCCGCAGACAUUCAGCCCAGAGCAUCAAAAGCACUUUAUCAGCUCCUGCAAGUCCCUGCAGUCAGUCGAGUCCAAGCUUCAUGUUAGGCCAUGGGCAGCGUAUUGAAGAUCUUAGUGAGAAUGAAUUCGAGCCUGAGGGCCCCGUGGUCUUACAGGCUGAUGACAAGGAUGACAGUGCAUUUGAAGCUGAACUUCAAACAUCUUCAAUAGAGGAGAAGGAGUAUGAAGAAGAGGAAGAGGAGCAACCAGUCACAGAGCCUAAUACUGAGGAUGAGGGGGAGGAAGAGGCCCGUAGGCAGGUCAAACCCAGUGAGAUCCCAGACGUAAACCAGGUUGCAAAUGAAAAGCUGCAGAAUGAGAAUCAGAGUUCUGAUUCUUCAGCCGUCUCAAGUGCAGUUUCUCAAGCCGAGAGGCCUCCCUCAUGCUCUAAAGCCAAGAGUCCGUCCAGCAGCUCAUCUUCUGUGCCUGAUUCAUCUGUCUCACUCCAUUAUUCUGUUUAUUCAUCACCAUCCUCUCCUGCAUCAGUCUCACUUAACUCCUCCCAAAAUUCAUCAGCAUCUAUUACUCCAAAGGCAUCUCCAACUGUAGAGAAAUUGCCUUAUGUACCACAUAGCCCUUUUCACCUUUUCUCCUAUGACUUUGAAGAGUCUCCAGCAACUGUUACAGAAAAGGAAGCAGAGGUUAUCAGGGAAAACAGAAACAGUAGCUAUGGCAACAACUCUUAUUCCUCUACAAGACCUUAUUCUGGAAUCAGUGCACCUACCACACCCAUUUCUCGUUAUGGGACAACUCUGUCACCACCUCAGGAGACCAAAUCUGAAAGGCCAGCAUUGGGUGGUCUCCUUACAUCAUCUUAUCGGCAGCACCAAGAAUCCUUGGCAGCGGAAAGAGAGAGGCGACGUCAGGAGAGAGAAGAGAGGUUGCAAAGGAUAGAGCGGGAAGAAAGAAACAAAUUCAACCGUGAUUAUUUAGACAAAAGAGAGGAACUAAAGCAAGCAAGAGAAGAGAGAUACAAAUACUUGGAGAAGUUGGCAGCUGAGGAGUAUGAGAAGGAGCUGAAAAGUCGGAGUAUAUGCCGAGGCAGAAGUGAGCUGUCCUUGAACUUGAGCUCUCCUUCGGCCCCAUCCUCUCCCAUUCCCAAGUGCAUCAGCCCAGCAUCCGUAGAGUCCCAGGAGGAGCUGAAGACCCCUUCAACACCCCGUGGGACACCUCAGCCCCCUGAAGUGAGUACCAGUGAACCUGAACCAGAACCUGAGCCAGAGACAAAACCAGAACAGGAAACUGAGGCAGAGGCCGAGCAGGGAACGGACACCCCACAGGAAGUAGAGGCUACGGAGGUGGGACCAGAGAGUGAGGUGGAGCAAGGUCCUGAGCGAGAGCCAGAAGAAAGUGCAAUACUCAGUGAAAAAGAGAGGCAGAAUGAGGAAGUGAAUGAAAAAGACAACUGCUCUGCAUCCAGCAUAUCCUCAGCAAGCAGCACUUUAGAGAGGGAAGAAAGAGAGGACAAGUUAACCAGUGACAAUGAAACUGGUACGUGGUCACAAACUAUUCAAGAUGCUGGUGUGAAUGAGCAGAGCAGCAACAUUCUCAACAACAAACGGUUCAUGCUGGAUAUGUUGUAUGCCCAUAACAAGAAGCCCAAGGAUGAAGAGGAGAAAGAGCUGGAGGAGAAGGAGGAGGAAAAGAAGGAGACGGAGGAAAGUGAUGAGUCAAUCACCAGCCUAGCCAAUAGGAUCUCUAUCCUGCAGGCCAGCAAGCAGGCCAAAGAUGAAAGUGUCAAAAAGAUGGAGAUUGGAAAUCUGGAUAAUCAAGGCAGCGUGAAAGCCUUUGCAGAAAAAUUCAACAAUGUUGAGCUGGCCAAGGGGACAGUAUUGCCUGAGGGUGAGCUCGAUGAAAAGGUCCCUGAGAAAACACCGGCACAGCCCAAGAAGGAAUCUGAUUACAUUUGGGAUCAGCUCAUGGCUAAUCCUAGAGAACUUAAAAUCAAAGACAUGGAUUUUACAGACUUGGGGGAUGAGGAUGAUGUAGAUGUGUUGGACAUUGAUAUGGGUCCUGGGGACUCCCUAAUUCCCCCUCCCCCACCUCCACCUUCCUUUUUGGGUUUGCCUCCUCCACCACCUCCCCCUCUGUUUGGAUGUCCACCUCCACCCUCUGGUAAUUUAUUGGCUCCUCCUCCACUGUUCAGCACUCCUCAGGGUUCAGGGUCACCCCAGGUUUCUAGGGGUCAGCCAGCAUUCAUGAAGAAGAAGAAAACCAUCCGUCUGUUUUGGAACGAGGUACGGCCAUUUGAGUGGCAGUGUAAAAAUAACAAACGCUGUAAAGAAUUCCUGUGGUCGAAACUGGAACCCAUUAAGGUGGACACUUCCAAACUGGAGCACCUCUUUGAGUCUAAAUCCAAGGAACUGCCAGUCACAAAGAAAACUGCUGCAGAUGGAAAGAGACAAGAGAUCAUUGUGUUGGACUCAAAACGAAGCAAUGCUAUUAAUAUUGGACUGACAGUGUUACCCCCGCCAAGGACCAUCAAGACUGCUAUUUUGAACUUUGAUGAAUAUGCCUUAAACAAGGAGGGAAUAGAGAAAAUUUUAACUAUGAUUCCUACCGAGGAAGAAAAACAGAAGAUCCAGGAGGCCCAGAUGGCAAAUCCUGACAUCCCACUGGGCAGUGCAGAGCAGUUCCUUCUCACUCUCUCCUCGAUUAGUGAGCUCUCUGCUAGACUCCAGCUUUGGGCUUUCAAAAUGGAUUAUGAGCUAGUGGAAAAGGAAGUUGCAGAACCACUGUUAGACCUGAAGGAAGGAAUGGACCAGAUGGAGCAUAAUAAAACCUUGGGAUUUAUCCUUUCUACUUUAUUAGCCAUUGGGAACUUUCUAAAUGGAACCAAUGCCAAAGCUUUUGAGUUAAGCUACCUCGAGAAGGUUCCGGAAGUCAAGGACACAGUGCAUAAGCAGUCGCUCCUGCACCAUGUCUGCACUAUGGUGGUGGAAAAAUUCCCAGACAGCACAGAUCUUUAUUCAGAAAUUGGGGCUAUCACUAGGUCAGCCAAGGUUGACUUUGAACAACUUCAGGACAACUUAUGUCAGAUGGAGAAAAGGUGCAAAGCAUCAUGGGAUCAUCUUAAGGCUAUAGCAAAGCAUGAAAUGAAGCCAACGCUGAAGCAAAAAAUGUCUGAGUUCCUUAAAGACUGUGCAGAAAGAAUCAUAAUUCUGAAGAUUGUUCACAGAAGAAUAAUUAACAGGUUCCAUGCAUUUUUGUUAUUUAUGGGUCAUCCUCCUUACGCAAUCCGUGAAGUCAACAUCAAUAAGUUCUGCAAAAUUAUUAGUGAAUUUGCUUUAGAGUAUCGCACCACCAGGGAACGAGUUUUGCAGCAGAAGCAGAAACGCGCCAACCACAGGGAAAGAAACAAGACCAGGGGGAAAAUGAUCACAGAUACCGAUGAAGAGGAGGAUAUAGAGUCUGGAAAGUUCUCCAGCAACUCCACCCCAUCUCAGAGCCAGCCCCAGGGUUUGCAGUACGCUGAAGAUGCAGCAGAGCACGAGAACAUGAAGGCUGUGCUGAAGACCUCCUCCGGCAGUGGGGAAAGCACCACUGCGCUAGGUGUUCGCACUCGAAGCAGAGCCAGCAGAGGCCGUAUCGGUUCAUGGAAUGCUGCUGGUGAUGAUUCACCUAAUGCUACAGAUGAUGCAGCUGAUGAGAUCAUGGAUCGCAUUGUAAAGUCAGCCACCCAAGUGCCAAGUCAGAGAGCGGUGCCUAGAGAGAGGAAGCGGUCCCGAGCAAACAGGAAGUCAUUAAGAAGAACACUAAAGAGUGGACUGACACCAGAAGAAGCCAAAGCACUGGGCCUCAUCAGCACCUCUGAGAUGCAGGUGUGAAAUCCUCAAAGGUGGCUACAAGCAAAACUAUCAUCGGUGAUACACGGGCUGAUAACCAACCAUUCAGUGUGGCAUUGUUCUACCAGCCUCAUCUGCUGCUCCUGACAUCCCGUCCUCUGUUAGUUUAAUUUUGAUAAGAUAUAUAACAGAAAAAACAAAAAGGGCUAAAGAAGGGUGUGUCACAGCUCAGCACUAAAACCUGACAGAUACAAAUAGGAGUGUUUGAGUAUUUCUAGGUGAAAGCUUAUAGCUUGUUCUCUCAUGAUGCAUUGAUGUUGGUAUUAGGGGACUCUCCUGAGUAUUCUUUUAUUGUGUGAGCUAUGUUUACGUUGGCUUUUCUUGUGGCCUGUUUUAGUAAUUGUAAAGCAUGGCAUUUUGUCAGUGCAAGGAACAGUCCUUAAAGAGGCAAAAUCACUUCUGUUACAGUUACUAUGAUCUUCCUAAGAUUGUUUUAUUGGACAGACAUACACAAAUCUGUACAACCCUAUUUUUAUCUCACCACCAAAGAAUGUAAAAAUGUAUGUGUACUUAUGUAUAUGUUCAGUAUGGAUGUGUGUGUAUGUACAACCUACACAUAUAGUCCUGGGGUGAAAUCCUGGCCCCACUGAAGUCAAAGGGGCAAAGAUUUCACUCCUGGGGCCUUAAAAUUCCACCUGAUCUUCAGGAAAGGAGUGUCUUUUUACAGGAACUCAAUGUUAUUCAAUGGAAUUCACCCUGCAGGGCAGGAAAUACCCUGCAGUGCAGGUGGAAUGUUUAGGAUUCUGAACUGCAUGUGUGUGUAUGCACGUACACUGUACCUAAUAUUGUACACACACAGAUAGCACAGAAUACCUCUUACUGAUGAACUCUAGGUAUACUGAGUCUUUGUAUAAUUUUAGAAAUUUAUGCCAACAAUUUACAUGCUAGAUAAAGAGGUUCUGCUGCCAAGAUCAAGAAGUUUCGUUCACCUGCCUGAGCCCUUCAUGCUGCUUUUCUCUGUUGUGAUGUAGCUUAGUGGUGAUUUAGCUUCAAACCGAUUGAACUGAACAUGAAAUGGCCCUGCUAAAACUCCUCUAUAUUUUGUCUUUUUUCAUCAAUAAAAUAAAUAGCGAGGAUACCACAGUGAACAUUCCUCUUCCCACACGAGGAAUUUGCUGUUUCCUCGUUCGUCCUUAUCUCACUGUUUGUAAUUGACUUCUAUAAACAUCUUCAGUAUAUGUCUGAGGUUAAGUGCAUGUUCUAUUCUGGUCUAUCCCCACAUAAACGAUCACACUCCAUUGUCCAAACCAGACAGAAUUUUAGAAUAUACUUUAAUCAGCUCAACUUGCCUUUAAGUGAAAUACAUUCACCUCAGUGAAUUUGAACUGAACCCACUUAUACCCGGCUUUCGCCACCAUGGGAACUGCAAUUUAGUAACAACAACAAAAGGGAACAUUUUGCACCAAAGCAUAUCUAGAAGGAAUGGUACUGAAGAAUGCAUUGUGAGGCAAUGUGGGAUUAGCUCUUUCUGUGACCCUGGGCUGGGACUAAAGGUGUAUUGACUCCUGCAUUUUGUUCCACUUUGAGGACAGGAAGUGCUAAGGAUAAGGCACCAAACAGGCAAAAUUUCAACUAUAUAUGAGACUAUGUUGAACACAGCAUCCAAGUAAUCUGAGAGCCAAUCAACAGGCAAUACUGAUAUAAAUGACCUAGUAGAAUCAAACUAAAUGGAAUAUGUUGUGAAAAUUCCCAUCUGUGCAAUUCUCUCCCUCAGCUGCUGGAUUUCAGUCCUUAUUGACUGUUGCCGUGGGCCUUGAUCCAUCCAGUUCAUGGGUAAAUAUAUGUCCCUGCUCUGAGUCAUGGUUGUUACAAAAACAACAAGGAGUCUGGUGGCACCUUAAAGACUAACAGAUUUAUUUGGGCAUAAGCUUUCGUGAGUAAAAACCUCACUUCUUCGGAUGCAUCCUGCCACCAGACUCCUUGUUGUUUUUGUAGAUACAGACUAACACGGCUACCCCCUGAUGGUUGUUACAGUAUGGCGCUGGGUUUACAGACAUUGGUGAACAUGUUUUCCUGCUAUUUGGCAGUUAGUUUAGUUUAAGAAGUGGAUUUUGCAAGCAGACAGAAGCCAUUCAUUGGUUAGCUAAUAAAACAUAGAGUAAAGAAUGAGUUGAAAGCUGUAAAGAGGAAAAGACUGGUCAGAAAACUGAAGGAAACAGAAUUUAUUUAAUCACAUUCUUUCAUUUUAAAAGAAAUGAUGUGUUGCCAUCAGGAUUUUGGAAAGGAUCUCUACAUGAUACAACACUUGGCCUUUCAGUAUGUUUUCUUAUCUUUCUGCUCAAGGUUGCAUAAAACAUAUAGAUGGAUGUACUGGGGGUUUGUGGAGGUCAGUAAGGUCUGAGUGAGCAGUUUGGAUUGCAAUUCAUGUCCUAGUUAAAAGCAGAUCUGAAUAUGAGUCCUGCUCUGGCCAGAUGCUGAAGGCCUCCUUCAGGGUGCUCAACUCCCAUUCCUGGUACUUGACACUUGGCAGGAUUGAACUUUAAAUUCACUCCUGGGGCCUUAAAAUUAAGUGAGGUUCUUACCCACGAAAGCUUAUGCUCCCAGUACUUCUGUUAGUCUCAAAGGUGCCACAGGACCCUCUGUUGCUUUUUAAAUUCCCUGUGUACUGUGCUGUAUAUGCAGCCUGAACAAUGGGAAUCUCCACUUUUAGUUAAUGCGGGAGGAAUGCAACAACUGCUAAAAGUGUAGAUGGUGUUUUGCCAGCAUAGUAAUAGGAAGCAAUUCUUGUGUUUGGGGACUGUAUUUUAGUGGUAUUUCCCAAGUGUCAUUAAAGUUAAAUGUCUCUCAGUCAGCUUGCAUAUCCAAAAUCCUUUGGAUCCCCCUCAUUUAACAGGGAUUUAGAAAUUAACAACAAAAAUGUGAUUCAUUUGACAAACGUGAGUCAGGAUUAAUAUUUGCUUAGGAUGGGUGGUUGUUGUUUUUACAACUCAAGAAAGAGAUCUACCACUCAAGAGAGAUCUUGGAGUCAUGGUGGACAGUUCUCUGAAAACAUCCACUCAAUGUGCAGCGGCAGUCAAAAAAGCUAACAGAAUGUUGGGCAUCAUUAAGAAAGGGAUAGAUAAUAAGACAGAAAAUAUCAUAUUACCUCUAUAUAUAUAUCCAUGAUAUGCCCACAUCUUGAAUACUGCAUGCAGAUGUGGUCGCCACAUCUCAAAAAAGAUAUAUUGGAAUUGGAAAAGAUUCAGAAAAGGGCAACAAAAAUGAUUGAGGUAUGGAACAGCUUCCAUAUGAGGAGAGAUAAUAAGUCUGGGACUUUUCAUCUUGGAAAAGAGAUGACUAAGGGGGGACAUGAUAGAGGUCUACAAAAUCAUGACUGGCGUGGAGAAAGUAAAUAGGGAAGUGUUAUUUACUCCUUCUCGUAACACAAGAACUAGAGAUCACCAAAUGAAAUUAAUGGGCAGAAGGUUUAAAACAAACAAAAGGAAGUAUUUUUACAGUGCACAGUCAGUCUGUGGAACUCCUUGCCAGAGGAUGUUCUGAAGACCAAGACUAGAACAGGGUUAAAAAAAGAGCUAGAUAAGUUCAUGGAGGAUCAGUCCAUCAAUGGCUAUUAGCCAGUAUGGAGUCCCUAGCCUCUUUUUGCCACAAGCUGGGAAUGGGUGACAGGAUGGAUCACUUGAUGAUUACCUGUUCUGUUCAUUCCCUCUGGGGCACCUCGCAUUGGCCACUGUUGGUAGACAGGAUACUGGGCUAGAUGGACUUUUGAUCUGACCCAGUGUGGCCGUUCUUAUGUUCUUACAAUAGAUCGUUUUAAAUCUGAUUAAGAAGGGUAAAGAUAGUAGCUUACCAACUUCACAUACUCUCCCCCGCCCCUGAACAUACAUACAUUCCUAUAACUCAAGAACAGCUUUGAUUUGGAAGCCCAUAUUUAGCAAGUUAUUAGUCUAUAAUGUGGAGUCAUUUGUUUGUUUGCUAUUUUUUAAUUGUAAACUGUUUUAAAAAGUGGCUAGAAAGACAUGACAAGCAGCACACAAGAGCCAAUUCCUGCUUUCUCCCAUGAUCAUGCAGUUCCUUGUUGUCUUCAAGGGGAAUUGUGCAUGCAUAUGUGAGGAUAGAACUUGGCCCUAUAUAAAGUUCAGAUUCCUCUGGAUUUCCAGCAUCUGGACGCAAGAAAAACUGCAAGGUCUGUGAAUGCUGAAGUUUCUCUGGCUAGGUACGUAAGAGCUCUGAAGGAAGGGGGAAAAAAAAGAAAAAAAAUUAAAAACACCCUAUGCUGUUUUCCUAAUUCUGAGAUGAAAUGAUGCUUUAUUAGGGAACACUAUUGAAACUUAUUUGUAAACACUUGAUAAUACAAGGGACUAUUUUGUGUUUGUCUUUUUAUUUUUUGCAACAAAUGAUUGAAUUGCAUUUUAGAUGCAAUAUAAAGAGAAAGCAGUUUAAUAGUUAAAGAGCAAGUCAUUCAAAGGAGUUUGAGGGGUUUUAUAGUUCUAUGUUCAUGCAAAAAAAUUAAAUAUAUUCUGUACACUUCUAAUUUGUUGGUUUCACAUUGAGUGGCAAACAGAGGUACGUAAUGUUUAACCAUUAUCGAACCAUUGAUCACAUCAAACAGAUAUGAAAUCUGCAGGCUUCUUUGAAAGAAAAGGACGGUUGAUAGCAAUGGGUGUAUUUCUCCUUUUAAAGACUGUCUUGGGGCAUAGUGUGUGUGUGUGUGUGUGUGUGUGUGUGUGUGUGUGUGUGUGUGUGUAAGAGAGAGCGAGAGCUGGGAAUUGUAAAAAAAAAUUGUAAAGUAGAAAAGGACAUGUUUCUUAGACGAAGGACAAAUACUGUAAAAUUGUGUAAAUGUCACUACUCAUGUUUUUUCAUGUUGUGUGUAGCAUAGUGUAAAAUAGGCUUUUCAGCAGUGUUAUUCUGUGAAUUGUAAUUUAAAAACAAGCCAUGCAUGGUCAAAGAUAUUAUCUACAGGUCCUUUUUCAUUUGUUUGUUUUUCUCAUUUUAGGUAAAGAUGUUUUGUUAUAUGUUAAAUUUAAUUGUCCAUGAAACUGCUUUUUGUUUCUCAGUUUUACUUCAUAAAUAACUUGAAUUACUGUUUAAGAAUUUACUACACACAAGCACUCCUUCAUUUGUAUCCAUCCUUAGGAAGCUUUGUCACUACGUUGAGUAUAACCCAGGGGAUUUUCCUUUUUAACACACCCCUCUUUUGCCUCUCCUCCCCCACUCCAUCCCUUCCUCACAUUCUAGAAAAUGCAGUCUCUCUUUUUUCCGUGCCAUGCAGGGUCAACAUGAGAAACUGACCUCAGACCUGUGUCCAAAAUUUCUUGAUAUAAGUAGUAACAAAGCUCACCUCUACAGCAUUAUGUAAACACAUCUUGCAAUAAAGCUUUCUAAAGCAC
Messenger RNA from Malaclemys terrapin pileata, 10709 nucleotides. RefSeq names its product formin homology 2 domain containing 3 (gene FHOD3). Gene Ontology annotation, molecular function: actin filament binding. Gene Ontology annotation, biological process: actin filament network formation; cortical actin cytoskeleton organization; cardiac myofibril assembly. NCBI's taxonomy places the organism in Eukaryota, Metazoa, Chordata, Testudines, Emydidae. The coding region runs from base 421 to 5361 and encodes 1646 amino acids. Gene Ontology annotation, cellular component: cytoplasm; cytoskeleton. The transcript has 29 exons. The record is from RefSeq and is a predicted model, not a curated record.